CUGCAAAGUCAAUAGUCACCUUAACCUUAGGUUUCAUGUUAUGUCACACUUUCUUCAACAACACCGCUAAUUUUCGUCUUACUUUCUCUGCGUUUUCAAAAUGACCGAUUCUUCUCCUCUUCUCCCUCCAUCACCGGUUACUGAGAUCGACCUUGAAGCCGCUCCCUCCCAACAAAUUCAAUGCCGGAUUUGUCUUGAAACUGACGGUAGAGAUUUCAUUGCCCCUUGCAAAUGCAAAGGGACGUCAAAGUAUGUACAUCGAGAGUGUUUGGAUCAUUGGCGAGCGGUUAAGGAAGGGUUUGCGUUUGCUCACUGCACUACCUGCAAGGCUCAAUACCAUUUGAGUGUUCAUGAUGCUUACAGAAAAUGGCGUACUUUCAAAUUUCGGUUUUUUGUAACCAGAGACAUUUUGUUUAUAUUUUUGGCUGUACAGCUUGUGAUUGCUGCACUGGCCUAUUUGGUUUAUCUGAUAGAUGGUUCCCAGCAGUAUCAGCUUCGUCUUGUUUUCGGUUUUGAUAAUGUGUUGAGCUUUUACUAUAUAUGUGGAGCAGUGUUGUUUUUUGUGUUUAUUGGCCUCUCUGGAUGCUUUAUCACUUGUUCUGAUCGAGCAGUUCUCAAUGAUUUGGAUCAGCCUUGUCGAGAAAUAUGUCUUUGUUGCUGUCAACCCGGAGUUCGUGCCAACUAUAAUUAUGGAGGUACUUCUUUCACGUGGCUUGAAUGUAAUUCAUGCUUGGAGAGUUGCGGAAACAUGGAAACGGAAUGUUGUGGUUGCAUGAGAGGUUCCGAGGAUACAGAGCUACCAGUACUACUCAUAAUGGCUUUGAUUUUUGUAGUACUCUUUACUGUAAUUGGGAUAUUUUACAGUGUAUUAGUGGCUACAAUGGUAGGACAACGGAUAUGGCAGCGUCAUCAUCACAUACUUGCAAAAAGGAUGCUAACAAAGGAGUACGUGGUUGAAGACAUUGAUGGAGAGAUAACAGGACCUGAUUGGUGUCCUCCAUCCAUCCCUGCGGAGCAUGUACAGCACCUCAAAACAUUGGGCCUCCUAUGAAUUUGAAGGGAUCAUAAAGACCUUGGUUGGCAGUUUGGCCCUUGUUAGGAAGAUAUGCACUUCGCUCAUAAAAUUCCCGAGCCACUCUCACUUAGGUUUCACUUGUAUAAUUGUUCUAGUGUUUGGAAAUUUGUGAAUUUUUCAUGUACAGAUUUAAUUCAUAUAGACAUAUAUA
Molecule: messenger RNA, 1226 nt
Organism: Vigna unguiculata (cowpea)
Lineage: Eukaryota; Viridiplantae; Streptophyta; Magnoliopsida; Fabales; Fabaceae
Molecular function (GO): zinc ion binding
Source: RefSeq, a predicted model, not a curated record